ACCCACUAUUGCGAGAGCGAGAAGAAGGACGAGACGACACAGACAGCAUAGACAUGAGAAGUAGAGAAAGACACUCAAGGAAGAGGAAAAUUGCUUUUAAUCAAAGUCACAAGUCGUCAUGCGUACUUGGCAUGACAGAGACCCCGUAACAGAGGCGCACUGUUGGCGUCCGCUGCAGCUCCACUAUCCUUUAUUGUGGCUAUUCGCGCAUUAAACCGUAACUAAGUAGUACUAGACUCAACUUUCUCUAAAACUUUUUGUGGUUUGCUUGUAUGUGCCUCUUCCCUGUAGAAAAUUCAGUGAAGGGCGCUUCGUGGUAACCCGCCUCAAAUGAAUUAUUAGAAUAUGCGCCUUUAGAGAAAACCAUGGCGGAUAGAAGGACGUUUAAUGUCGCUAUUUUAGGUGUUGGAUUUUUGUUUAUUUUCACAGCAUUCACGACUUGUGGGAACGUAGAACAAACGGUGGUAAAAAGUCUGGAAAAUGACACUUUCUCUGGGAGUGGAUAUUACAGCCUUGGCAUCAUUUAUGGAAUAUUCUCCUUCUCAAAUCUGCUUGCACCAACUGUUGUGGCAGUUAUUGGUGCGAAACACAGUAUGUUUUUGAGUGGCCUUCUUUACAGUGGCUACAUUGCUGUCUUCAUCCUCCCGUUCACGUGGUCCUUUUAUUUGACCUCAGUGCUGAUUGGCAUCGGAGCAGCCAUGUUGUGGACAGCUCAAGGACAGUUCCUGGUGGAGAAUUCUGAGGCCUCCACCAUCAACAGAAACACAGGGAUGUUCUGGGCUCUACUACAGUGCAGCAUGAUAUUUGGCAAUCUCUACAUUUACUUUGAAUGGAACGGAGCAACUGAAAUUACAGACAGCAGCAGGAAGAAUGUGUUCCUUUCUCUGCUGGUGGCUUCAGUUUUGGGGACGUUGAGUUUCCUGGUUUUGAGACAGAGCCUCUCAGAAGAGGAGAUGCUCUCAGACGAGGAGGGACAGUCGCUGCUAUCAACAAGAAUGAGAUAUAAGCACAGAGCCAACAGUGCAAUGCAAGACGCCAAGGCUGAGUUCAAAACCAUCUUACAACUUUUGAAAACCAAGACCAUAGUCCUCUUGAGCCCUUGCAUGGCGUACAGUGGGUUGGAGCUCUCCUUUUAUAGUGGCGUGUAUGGGACUUGCAUUGGAGCAACUACACACUUCGGAGGCGCUGCCAAGGGUUUGAUUGGGAUUUCGGGGAUUGUAAUAGGGGUUGGAGAAAUCGUGGGAGGAGGGCUGUUCGGGCUACUGUGCAAGAACAAUCGCUUCCGCCGUACCUCAGUGGUCUUCCUGGGAAUGGUGGUGCAUUUUGUUGCAUUUUAUUUGAUCUUCCUGAACAUCCCGGCUGACGCUCCUGUAGUCUUUAAAACAACCACUCAAAUGAGCCCCUAUCUGUCUCCCAGCGUGUCCAUUGCCCUGCUGUGUAGCUUCCUCCUUGGACUCGGGGACAGCUGCUUUAAUACGCAGCUCUACAGUAUCUUAGGGCGCGUUUAUGCCGAGCAGAGCACACCAGCCUUUGCCAUCUUUAAAUUCAUCCAGUCUGUUUUCGCCGCCGUGGCGUUCUUCUACGGCGGGCACCUCCUGCUGAUGUGGCAGCUCCUGGUCAUGGUUGUCCUGGGCUUCUCUGGGACUCUGUGUUUCUUUAUGGUGGAGAGGAUGCAGAACUUCACCGCAGAUUUACAGGAGUAUUAAUACUAAACACAGACUUAUUAUACUUAUCAUAGGACAACUCAACCUGCUGAUGCUGUACUUUGUAUAACUUUAUAAUGUGUUGUUUUUUUUAUCUAUCAAGGCAUAAUAUUGUAGCAAAAGAAGUCAAAAAGUGGUGCUGUGUAAAUUUAUGGGGAUUGAUGAGCUAUGAAGUGACUACUGACCAUAAAGAAUUAUGAAAAUGUAUUACAAAUAUGCUGUAUGUAAUUUUCCUGAUAAAGGUUUAGCCACUUACUGGUUCCAUAGAGAUGUUGUUGUGUGGCCUGUAAUGUUCCACAGUAUGGCAAUAAACAUGUCUAUCACCUUAGAAACAAGAAAGUGAGGCCACAAGACAAAGUCACUGGUGAGAUCAGUGGAGAGGUAAUCAUACUCACUGUCAAAAAUGUUUUAUAAAAUGUAUGUAUCUAGAAAUGUAUGCAUCUACUGUAUGUAUUUUUGAGAAAUGAAACAUCUAUUAUUAAAUAGGUUAUACUAUGGAACAUGCAAAGCAGUAACAGUAGCAGUAUCUCCAUGGAGAAGAACCGCCCAUGCACCAGAAAAGUUACAAAGUCCACCAACCACACACUAUCAGUAACACUUUUUAAAUCUAUUUCAGAAACAUUAUUAACUGGCAGUAUUUUCAUUAUAUGCAUUAUAGUCAUUUGUUUUUAAAUUGUGGUUCCUUAAACUCUCAUUAUCAGAUUUUGUUUAUUAAGUCUAUUAGGAAAACUAAUGAAAAGUAGAAACUCCUACCCACUGUUAAAUUACUGUAUAUUUGGUCUGUCAUAAUCCUCUGCUGGAUUAGUGUAAAGAUUCACUCUAAAGCCUAAUUUAAACUUUGAAUAUAGUGGUUUAUCUAAGUAUUAAACACUGCUGACUUUCUUGUAUUUGCACUACAGCAGACAGUAAUCUUUUCAAAACAACACAUGUUCUUUUUCUUACUCUUAGACCUGCUAAUUUAAGGUUUGGUGCAUAAUAAUAAUACAAGAUAAUAACUCUGUGUCACUCAUUAACCUUCAGGAAACUAAAAUAAUCCUGACAAUCUCAACUUUUUAUGCAUAAUUUGAAGCAAUCUUCUCUUCAUUAAUAAAAUCAGCUUUUAAAUCACGCACUGUUGCUGGGGCUGGGGAAACAAAUUUACUCUGCAUGUGCUCUGAAAAUUGUUGUGUUUUUUGCAUUGUCAGAAAGCACCUCUUAUGUAAAAUGACAUGUCAAUCAC
This is a messenger RNA of Boleophthalmus pectinirostris (great blue-spotted mudskipper), 2922 nucleotides long. Its product is annotated as UNC93-like protein MFSD11. The record is from RefSeq and is a predicted model, not a curated record. NCBI's taxonomy places the organism in Eukaryota, Metazoa, Chordata, Actinopteri, Gobiiformes, Gobiidae. The transcript is spliced from 13 exons. Bases 366 to 1706 code for a protein of 446 amino acids.